Messenger RNA from Linum tenue, 429 nucleotides. The record is from the annotation of a GenBank genome assembly. Lineage: Eukaryota; Viridiplantae; Streptophyta; Magnoliopsida; Malpighiales; Linaceae.
AGCCUCAUCCCCAACACAUACAUUGUCAAUCUGGACAAUGAACUCCAAAAGCCCUCCCCUUUCCCCACUCAUGAAUUCUGGCACUUAUCACUUCUGCAAUCCUUAGCCGACCCUAUAGCCGACGAAGAGCUGUUCCUCUACAGCUACACUCAUGUUAUGCAUGGGUUUAGCUGUAGAUUGACAGAAGCCCAACUCUCCGAGAUAGAGAAGUGGUCGGCCCAUGUUGUCACUUACCCGGAGACCUUCGGGAAGCUCCUCACUACUCACACUCCGGAGUUCAUCGGGCUGCACCAUGACUCGGGGUUGUGGCCGAAUUCCUCCUACGACGAAGGGAUCAUCAUAGGAGUCAAUCGACACGGCCAUCAAGCAAGAGCUUCCAUGACCAUGGACAACCAAGAGGUAAAUCAAGUGGAUAAGGGUAAAGCUUGA